This is a messenger RNA of Pararge aegeria (speckled wood butterfly), 3103 nucleotides long. It is a transcript of the gene Mon1, whose product is annotated as protein SAND. Gene Ontology annotation, biological process: protein targeting to vacuole; endosome to lysosome transport via multivesicular body sorting pathway. The transcript has 6 exons. Lineage: Eukaryota; Metazoa; Arthropoda; Insecta; Lepidoptera; Nymphalidae. Bases 64 to 1725 code for a protein of 553 amino acids. The record is from RefSeq and is a predicted model, not a curated record.
UGCAGUAUCUUCUUGCAGUGAUCUAAAUAAUAUUCUUCUUAGAAUUAUAACAUUAAAAGCUUAAUGGCGUCCACUUCUAAAGAUAUUCCAAUUCCAACCAAACAACAAAAUGUUCCUGACGAUCUCGAACCAGGCGCCUGUACUGAAAGCAUUCUAAACCCUACUGACUCAUUCGAGGAGUUUGCCUCUGAGAUGAGCUCCAGCCUUGAAGAGAGGAUCAGUUUAAUUGCGAAAUCCAGUACAAUAAGUGAGAUUCAAAGUGAAAUUGGUGAAAGUUCGAAAGGAGAAUUGCGAGAAACGAAAUCAAGCGAUAAUUUGCAAAGUAAAGAUGAAUCAAUGUCAGCGUCAGCAAGCAAUUCGAAUAUAACUGAACAAAAUGGUGAUGAUGCAGAGUGUGAAAGGGAUGAUUACUUACAUUCACCAGAGCUGGUGAACAAAGAAAAACAUGUUUUUAUACUGAGCACAGCAGGAAAACCUAUUUACUCAAGAUAUGGUAAUGAAGACAAACUCGCAGGUUUAUGUGGCGUGAUACAGGCCCUAGUCAGCGUGGUCGAGGAACAAAACCAGGAUAUCUUGAGAUCCAUCAGCACCAAGGACUGCAAGGCGAUCUUCCUGGUCAAGGGCCCUUUGAUAUUAGUUGCUGUCUCCAAGUCAAAUGAAAAUGAAACACAACUAGUUCUACAGUUAACAUAUGCCUUCAAUCAAAUAGUAUCAGUCUUAACAUUAACACAGUUAAACAGGAUAUUUGAACAACGUCGGAACUACGAUUUAAGACGACUUCUAUCCGGUGCAGAACGUCUUAUAGACCAUCUACUUAUAUUCAUGGAAAAAGAUCCAGCAUUCUUAUUAGGAGCUGUACGAUGUUUACCAUUGCCAGAAAAAGCUAGAGAAAACAUAACAAAUGCUAUUACAUCUGCCUGUAAUAAAAUAAGGGAUUUAGUAUUCGCUAUAUUGAUAGCUGGCAAUCAAUUGAUAACUUUGGUCCGGAUGAAGAAAUAUACAUUGCACCCUUCUGAUAUACAUUUGCUGUUCAAUCUGGUGAGGAGUUCAGAGUCUUUUAAGACUGCGGAAAGUUGGACGCCCAUAUGCUUGCCGAAGUUCGAUGCUACAGGUUUUCUGCACGGUCAUGUAUCAUACAUUUCCGAGGACUGCCAAGCUUGCCUUUUACUGCUUACCGUUCAAAGAGACGCGUUCUUCCCUCUAUCACAAGCGAAACACACUAUCGCGGAGAAACUGAGGCGGUCAAACUGUUUAGUCGCAAUAAACGACGCAUUGAACAGAAACAAAGAACUACCCACAACAAAUCCUCUAAAACAUAUAGGCAUACCGGAAAUAAGGCACUUCAUGUACAAAUGUAAAUCAACAGCUCAGCUUUUUACGUCGGAUCCUAUUAGUUUGGACAGAUUACAGGAUUACAGAUUACGACAUAAAGAGGGUGGGGAUAUCAUGGUUAAGAAAAUAGAGAAAUUAUCGGAUAUGGAUUACGUGAGGAAUUAUAGGAGAUUCUGCAGUCAAAUACACUGUAGUUCUACACCAGCUAAGUUAAUAUUUAGAUCAAAUUCAGACGAUACGGUGUUAGCGUGGGUUACAAACGGUUUCGAGUUAUAUGUGACCUUCGACCCACUUAUGGAAAAGGAUCAAGCCAUACGGGCGGUUGAUCGUCUCUUACACUGGAUAAAGAGAGAAGAAGAGAGAAUAUUCAUCAUGCACGCUCCAACCUUCUAGCCAAAGUUGACCCUUGGUGGUAUUAUAAAGAACACUAUAUCUCGCAGUGUUGAGAACAAUUGAGUACAUUUAGAGAUUAAAGGAAAGAAUAGGCAAUAAUUCACAUCGCAAUUCACAGUGAUAAAAAUGAAGAUCAUAAACAUCCCCAGCUAUUACUGACUUGCUAUUUUAUUGGAGAUAGUAAUUUAGAACUAAGAUCCAAAAAGUUCGUUAAAAGAUAACAUUAUUAGAUUAUAUUUAAAGCAAUAAUGUAAAAAAAACAUUAUGCAUACACCAUUUUUACCUGUCUUAUCAUGUUAAUAGUCUUUUCAUUAUUGUUUACUUUAACUGUUUUAGAAAUUUAAAAGAACACGUGCGUUAAUUACAAUUUAUUUUAUUUACAUAUUUUUUAAACACGCUCUGCUCGUAAAAAAGGGAGUAAGAUUACUAACAUACAAGACAGUGGAGAGAUAGUGACGUCAUUCUCUUACGUAUUUUUUCACUUUUUAAUUUUAGUGUGUAGAGGUAAGGUGAAUCGUUUUAUAUGAGGGAAAAGUCGAAAGUGUCCAGCUGUAAGAAUAUUACAACUCAAGAACCCACCAAAAUAGUGCUAAUACCACUGAAUUACGAGCAAACACAUUCCUCAUUUAGCCUUUAUUGUAUGCAGUGUAUUGUGUCCAAAUAAGUAAAAACGUCCAGCGCACGUCUCUCUUUACACCGGUGGAAUGUUUCUAGCUCACCUUUUUUUUCCCAUUUUAUGGUGAACGCUUAGAACAUUAGAGGUAAAAUAAUGACUGACAACUGGUAAAUGGUAUGAAGUGUAGUUCGAGAAACCAUUCUAAAGUGGAGUGAUAUUUGAUGCUUCAAUAUUAGUUGUGUACACGAGAUCUGUAUGUUCUUAAUUAUGUGGCUAGUACAUACAAAAACGCUAAAAAAAGAAAAAAUACAUAAGAGCCCUGAUUUUCUGUCUUCAGCACCAUAAUGUCCCGAAAUGCGAGUUAGUGUGAAUUUAAUUUUAUAAUGAAAGUGGUUUCAGCUCCAAGUUUGACCGUCAAUAAUUAUUGUUGUCACAUAUUGUGUAUGAAAAUGUGCUACAAUUAAAUAAGGCGGUGAAUCAGGGCCGUGGCACUACUAUCAGGUGUAUUUUCCUGUGUGCUAAAUUAAAUAUAAUAGUUCAAUGAAAUUAAGAGCUUGUACAAUAUAAUUGACUUAUGUGCGUUUUAAGGAAUUAAAAUAUUUCGUGCUUAAACGGUGAAGGGAAGUAUCGUGAGAAAGCCUGCAUACCUAGGAGUGCUCCAUACUGUUCUCAAAGGUGUGUGGAGUCCGCCAAUCCGUAAUGGGCCGGCGUGGUGGACUUAGCCUUGACCUUAAUGUUGAAGGAUGCAUAACUAUAUCUCAA